This is a messenger RNA of Truncatella angustata, 1017 nucleotides long. RefSeq lists its product as uncharacterized. Bases 218 to 874 code for a protein of 218 amino acids. The transcript has a single exon. The record is from RefSeq and is a predicted model, not a curated record. Lineage: Eukaryota; Fungi; Ascomycota; Sordariomycetes; Amphisphaeriales; Sporocadaceae.
GCGAUUACGACAUUUGCCAUGGAUAGCUGCUAUGUCUCAAUACGGGCCUCGGAUGCCGCCAUUUGGGACUCUGAGACUGCAGAUAAAGAACUCGAGAUCUUUCAUUACUUGAGGCACGGCAGAAUCUACCUCACUAAAUUAAGAACUCCGCCGGUUCAAAUUCUAGCAAGUCAACCUGUGCACGAACAGACCUUGUUUCCAGCGAAUCUCCAAUACAAUGGCCGUCCCACCCAAGUUCGCAGGCCAGAAGCUGCAGUUCGCCAAGCCGCAAACGCCGGAGAGCACUGGCGUGGCAGCAACAGCACACACACUAGAGAUUUAUCUCGACUACGUGUGCCCAUUCUCCGCAAAGCUCUUCAACACGCUCUACAACACCGUGGUUCCCAUUAUUCGGGAGAGCGGCGAGUGGUCGCGGGGUCUCGAGAUCGUCUUCCGCCAGCAGGUCCAGCCUUGGCACCCGAGCUCGACCUUGGUGCAUGAGGCUGCCGUCGCAGUCCUGCAGCUGCGACCGGAGAAGUUCUGGGAGUUUAGUGAUGCACUGUUCAAACAACAAAAGGACUACUUCGAUGUCAACGUCGUGAACGAGACACGCAACAACACGUAUAAGAGAUUGGCAAAGCUCGCAAGCAGUGUUGGCGUCGAUGAGAAACAGGUGUACGAGCGUCUAGAGGUCAGCGACAAGGCAUCGGACGAAGGUAGUUUGAACACUGGAAACAAGGUCACGAAUGAUUUCAAGGUGCUUAUCAAGAUAGCUAGACUGGUUGGUGUUCAUGUCAGUCCGACGGCCAUCUUUGAUGGCGUUGUCAACAACGAGAUCAGCUCUGGUUGGGGGAAGAAGGAAUGGUCCGAUUGGUUGGAGAAGAAUGUGGUGUAAGCCGUACUGUGUAGCUCCAUCCAGAGAGUAUCUGAGCGAAGAGCAAAGGUCUAUUAGAAGGCGUAGAGUCUUUGAGAGAGGACAGUCCUCGAAGCUGUGAAGUAAACGUCAUGAAUCAAUUUGAUCUUGGUAACCACGCAGCC